AUGUCGCAUUUAAUAAACAAUAAAGGACUGUUAUGUGCAGCAGGAUGCAAAGACAUUAUAACGGACAUGAAAGAUGUGUUACAGUGUACAUCCGAGACGUGCCAGAAAAUAUUUCACAGGCUAUGUAUCACUUCAAAGAAUCUGUCAACAACAGAAAAAACAAGCUGGACCUGCCCUGGUUGUAAAGCGGCAUCGAAGAAAGGCGGUGAUAACUCCGCUACCCCAGUUCGUAACCAACUUGUUGAUAACGUUACGGUGCGAAAAAAGACCAUACAACAGCCUCAAAAAUCCAUAGAACCCCCGGGAGCACAGUCCCCUGCGACUUUGGAGACCAAAAUUCAAUCGUGUUCUGUGACGGGCGAAAGUGAAAGCAGUCUUGUUCGUGAAUUGCAGCUGUUUCGACUAGAACUAGCGGGGAUGCGCCAGGAACUUAGUUCAAUGAACAUUAACUUAGAAAAACUCUCAAACACAGUCAGUGGAUUGGACGAUCGACUAACCAGCCUCGAACAGAGGGUACAGGUAUUGGAAGAUCAGCCCGCGCAACCAGAUGAUGUGCACAACGAUAUCAAGGGUUUGAUGGACACCGUAGACCGCCUCAAGCUAGAACUCAACGAUCGGGACCAGGAGCUUCUUGCUACUGAAGUGGAGAUUACGGGUAUUGUGGAAACAAGUAACGAAAGUCCGGUACAUCUAGCAGUUCUGGUGGCGCAGAAAUUGGGUGUGGAAAUGGAGUCGAAAGAUGUGGUUAGUGCGGAGCGCGUGGGGAUGAAACGUGGCCCGAACGACGCCGACAGCAGUGAGGGCAGCGACGGCUCAGCCGGAAGGCCGCGAGCGCUGGUGGUGCGGCUGGCGCGUCGGUUCCACCGGGACAACCUUUUGCGCGCGGCCCGCCGUGCCCGUGGCGCGGACACCUCUGGCUUCGACUUGCCCGGGCCACCCCGUAGAUUCUAUGUGAAUGAGCGAUUGACGCGCACCAACCGGCAGCUUUUCUACAAAGCGCGCCACGAGGGCUCGCGCCUUAACUGGAGAUACAUCUGGACGCGAGACGGUCGAAUAUACGCCAGGCGCCAGCCUAACACUCAAUCUCACAGAGUGCGCUCGGAAGAUGACCUGAUAAAAAUUUUUGGUGUUCAGUCUGUUUGCUUGUAA
Messenger RNA from Cydia pomonella (codling moth), 1149 nucleotides. RefSeq lists its product as uncharacterized. Bases 1 to 1149 code for a protein of 382 amino acids. The transcript has a single exon. The record is from RefSeq and is a predicted model, not a curated record. NCBI's taxonomy places the organism in Eukaryota, Metazoa, Arthropoda, Insecta, Lepidoptera, Tortricidae.